UUCAACACAGCUGUCGCCUGUCACAGCACCACAACAAUGUAUUGUGGUCACAGUGUCUGAAGCGAACAUGAGGUCAAGCGAGAUGGGCUCUGAAUCCACGGCCUCCUCAGCCGGGGCCUCAUCUGGAGUGCCCACACAGGUGGUGCAGCAGGUUCAAGCAGCACAGCAGAGAACUGUUGUGCAAACAACACCGCAGGCAGCUAAACCCAGCCAAGUGCAGCAGUUGUCUGUGCAGGGACUGCAGCAAGUUCAUGUUUCUCAGGAGAGCACAGAUGAGAUUGCCAGUUUGAUAGAGAAAGAGCACAAGCUGCAGGUUAUGGCUGAUUCUGGCAGCACAAAGACCAGUGUUCACGAAGAGCAUCAGUUAGGAAGCUCCCAGGCCUUGAGUCCAGAACACAAAGUGCACGUCCUGCACAUGAUGCCCUCGACCUCAGCUCCAAGAGUGGAAGUCAUCCGCUUUGGGCCACAACACCUUCCGAGCACAGAACAGAAAGUGAUUAUUGAGCAGGUUCCAUUUUUCUCCAUGUUGCCUCCCAGCCCUGAGCAGCGAGUCAAGGUGCAGCGCGUCCCACAGGCACUAGUUUUUGGAACAGGACCAACCGCUCUCAAAGUUCAGCAGUUACAGCAGGUUCCCGUGCAGCCAGUCCAGCACGUCUACUCAAACCAGGUGCAGUACGUAGAAGGGGGUGAUGCCAGCUACACCGGGAGCGCAAUACGUUCAAACACCUACCCCUAUUCAGAAACCCAGCUGUACAGCCAGAGCACAGGCGGCAGUUACUAUGAAUCUCAGGGGACUCCAAACCAGGUCUCCACGCCGGUGACGUCUCAGAACGUGGUCAGUAGUGGAACGGUGCCAAUGUAUGUCACGGGAGGGCAGAUUGUGGCCAACCCAGGAGGAGGGACCUAUGUCAUCCAGGGAGGUUACAUGCUGGGGAGCUCCAGUCAGUCUUACAGUCACACCAUGCGUGCCUCUCCAGCCACAGUUCAGUGGUUGUUAGAUAACUAUGAGACGGCAGAAGGAGUCAGUCUCCCGCGAAGCACUCUGUACUGCCAUUACCUGCUCCACUGUCAGGAACAGAAACUGGAGCCUGUCAACGCUGCCUCCUUUGGCAAAUUGAUCCGAUCGGUGUUCAUGGGACUCCGCACCCGGAGACUAGGCACACGGGGAAACUCAAAGUAUCACUAUUAUGGGCUUCGAAUUAAGGCCAAUUCUCCGCUGCUUCGCCUGAUUGAGGAUCAACAGCACCUGGCCAUAAGACAGCAGCCAUUUACACAGAAACAGAGACUCAAGCCCAUCCAGAAGGUGGAAGGGAUGACAAAUGGUAUGGGAGUGGGGCAGCAGCAGGGUGGUGGCCUGUCAGAUAUCAGCGCCCAGGUCCAACAAUACCAGCAGUUCCUGGAUGCUUCUCGGGCUCUGCCGGAGUUUGUUGACAUAGACCUGCAGGGAAAAGCCCUCCCAGAUGGAGUCACUAUGGAGCACAUCAAGGCUUUCCAAUUGUUGUAUCGGGAGCACUGCGAGGCGAUCCUGGAUGUGAUGGUUAACCUGCAGUUCACUCUGGUUGAAACUCUGUGGAAGACGUUUUGGAGAUUCAACUCUUCCCAAUCAAGUGACGGCUUGGGACUGUCUGUCCACGACGAAGCUGAGAAGCGGCUCCCCAAGUCGUGCCUGGUUGUCCUCUGUAAGUACGAGCCUUCGCUGAAGUGGACAAAAUACUGUGAUAACAUGCUUUACCAGGGGCUGGUGGAAAUCCUUAUCCCCGAUGUACUAAGACCUAUCCCGAGUGCCUUGACUCAAGCAAUUCGGAAUUUUGCAAAGAGUUUGGAAAGCUGGUUAACCAACGCUAUGAUGAACAUCCCCGAAGAGAUGGUUCGUGUUAAGGUGGCAGCCGCGAGUGCCUUCGCACAGACGUUGAGGCGUUACACCUCACUAAACCACCUGGCGCAGGCCGCCCGGGCUGUGCUGCAGAACACUGCUCAGAUCAACCAGAUGCUCAGCGACCUCAACAGGGUGGACUUUGCCAAUGUCCAGGAACAAGCCUCGUGGGUGUGUCGCUGUGAGGAUGGAGUAGUACAGCGCCUGGAGCAGGACUUUAAGAUGACUUUACAGCAGCAGAACUCGCUGGAGCAGUGGGCGUCCUGGUUAGACAGUGUGGUGACACAGGUGCUCAAACCCUACCACAGCAGCCCCAGCUUCCCCAAGGCAGCAAAACAGUUCCUGCUCAAGUGGUCUUUCUACAGUUCAAUGGUGAUUCGGGAUUUGACUUUGAGGAGUGCAGCGAGCUUUGGGUCCUUUCAUCUCAUCCGCCUUCUGUACGAUGAAUACAUGUACUAUCUGAUAGAGCACCGUGUGGCACAGGCAAAGGGGGAGACACCGAUUGCAGUCAUGGGGGAGUUUGCUGAUCUUGGGCGAGCUUUAAAUCCACUGGACCCUGACAAAGAUGAGGAGGAAGAGGAGGAGGAGAGUGACGAUGACAGCCAGCACGAGAUUACACUGGACACUGAAGCCACGUUAGUGACUGACCCCAUGGAGCCACCCAGCAAACUGCCGAGGACCGAUUCCAGGGGAGUCUUUGUUCAGGUGCCGCCCGCUAUCUGACGAUGAAAUGUAGGAAAAAGAUGGAAAGCUUUUGAGUUUGACAAAGUCCACCCACAGUCCCAGCCACUGAGCUGCCCCCUGCAUAGGAAGACACUGUCUAUAGUUAUCACGAAUCUCAAACAGCACACCCAAAUUAUUUUAGUUCAACGUUUAUUUAAAUAUAAGAGUUGUAUUGAUAAAUAAAAGAGAACAAUUCCUUUUUGACAAUUGGGAUUAGAUGUACAUUUGGUAAAUAACUGCUUUGAGGUCACAGAUAGUAAGUCCACGGUUACUGUGGGGUGGGGCUGUAUCUCACAGCACAUUCCACACACUCUGGGUGCCAUGUCAGGGAGUGACACCACCAACAUUGAAGUCAGUUACUGGGUGAUUAGUUAAAAAAAAAUUACAGUGAUUACAAACUCCAAGAUUACAGUGCGAUCGAUCUCCCCCUUGACUGUCAGCCCUCCUCACUUAUAUCCGCUGGGACAGGCGAUCGAACCAGAGCUGGUCGGGGACAGGUGAGAAUAUUAGCACAACCUGCUUGGUCAGAAAUAAUCAAUAGUCAGAAAUUGACCAGAGUUACCUGAGGUGCUGAUAAAUUAAACCAACAACAACAACUCCAGCAAGCUUGGUGAUAUAUGCUGCUGCUCCUGACAAUCAUAUUUCCCCCCGUCUUGGCUGAGAGCCACUGUUUAUUAUAUGGAUGAGUAGUUUUUAAACAAUCAUUUCACAUAUUUAUUUGACACUUUCUGAAUGGGCCUCACGACAUCUCACACGAUGGUAGGACGCAAAUCAAUUGUUUCAGCUUCAGCAGGCGAGUUACCCCUUUUUUGACUCUCAUACCAGUAUUGCCAACCAUUCUGGUGGUCAAUUGAUCUUUCCUGCCCAUAGAACCCACUUUUAUUUGCGAGUAAAGUUAGCGGAUUUGAAUGGUGGAGUGCCCAGCUUCUGUGUUUUUUCUGGCCCCAAUUACUGCUGGCACAAUCACUUGUGUUUGAUGCAGAGCACAGUUUAGGCAUGUCCCUUGUGACCAGCACAUUGUGGUGAGGAUGGUUUUCAAGCCACUUUCUUAGAAUUUUUUUUUGUCUUUGUAGCAAACCAGCAAAGAGCAGCUCCCAGCUCUUUAGUUUCUCUCCCUGUCCCGUCAAGCUCUGGAUUGGGCUCUGUGUCUGCACUCAUUGGGGGAAUACUCGAGGUUUGAGUUCAGACAGUCAUUGUCGUACUCUCCCCUUACAGCCCACAGCAGAGAUACCGCAGACAGCAAAAGGCUUUAGAUAAUGGAAAAGAGAAAUGACUAGUGGCAAAUUAUUGUCAGGUUAUCUGCUAACCAACCCUGCUGAGAAUCAGAUGAAACUGAGACUAAGAAAAAAAACUGGGUUGUAAAAUAAACUGGCAUUGGGUUGUGAAUGGGCUGUGGGCUGUGCUGAUACUGAUUGAGACGAGCAAAACACAAGGCGUGACACUGUUGUGGUGAUAGACACACACACACACACUCGCACAGAUGCACUCAGCCCAGAUCUGAUUGCAUUAAUCCUAGAAACGGUACUAUCACUAGACAUGAGUUGCUUCACACAACAUCAGCUUUUCACUGAUCAAUGACUCCCAAGUUCUGAAAGUGAACCCUGAACACGAACAAUGUUGUAGAGAGUUGGGAGAUUGUGAGGGGUUAGAGGUGUGGUGGGGGGGGGGCGGGGAAGGUGAGAUCUGUAACAGGUACAGAGUGAGACCGAGGAGGGCGAGAGGGAAACACACACUGCCCACCUCACUAUCUGCUCACAAGCUGGCAAGCUUGGCCUCUGGUGAGGUUCAAUGAUGGUGAGUUGCUGAACAGUCUAUGUGCAGACUGCCCACUGUAUCUGGAUUAGCACUUUAAUCUUUCUGUAGCUCUAGUCCGUCUGCACUUCAGUGAAAAAGGAAAAAAACAGGAGAGAUGAACAAAUGGUCAGUGUGUAUAUGUGCCUUAAUUACCAACUAAAAACUCUUUUACUCAAGUUUGAGUUUUCCUGCUUUAUCGUCCACACACGAUGGGUGUUUGAGGAUAAAAUAACAUUGGUUGCCACUGGGCUAGCAUCCUGUCUCGGGGACAGUGGGUGAUGAGAGAGGAACGUUGGUUAGCAAGUGCUGCAGGACUUGGCAUUUAAAUCCAUCCUGAGGAAAGUAUUGUCAAUUACACAAGAUAUUUGCCCUUCACCAGGUUAGAUUGUGUGACUCAUAUUAAAUGGGUUAUUUUACUGUGUUUUGUUGAAGCUGACUUUUGCUUAAACCAGGAAAAGGACCUGAAAAUCAGAUUAUUAACUCAUCCCUGGGACUGAAACCUAAGCUCAGUUAUCUGAAACACAAAUCCUGCCUUUGCCCCACUCCGCAGCCUCCUCUCUCCAUGGCCAAGCCUUUUGUCACUUAUGUCGGUGCAAUGCAAUAUCUCCCUGUAUCCCUCGCCCUCCCUUUCCUGCAUUCAAAAUCCUUCGUGAAAAAAAACCUACCUCUUUGUCUAGGAUUUCAGUCAUUUCCUACUUGCCCACACGGCUUUGUGACCUACUCCUGGGGUUCAGCUGGGAAUAGGCCCCUUUCACGUGGUUCAUUGGCUUUCACGUCCCUGACCUAGAUCAGACCAGUGUCUUAUCUCGCUCGAGUCCCGUCUCAGUAAAGUGAGGCCACAGAAACAGUCAGCGUUAGACUGCUCAGCAACAGGGGUUAGGCCUCCACUGUUAGUGAUGAGUUGUGAUGUUCCUGGCGAUUGAUUGACGUUGCUUGUGCCAGUGGCGCGCUGCCAAUUUUCAACCCGUCGUUUUCUGGUGUAAUCAGGUUUUCGGUAGCGUUUUGAAGAAAAAGGAUUGAAUGGAAUUCAGUGGAGCUUUUUAACGGAGUUUGUUUUGAUAAACGAUCAUCGUCAUUGUGCGGAGCUGCUUUCAAACCAUCAGAAGGCCGUUCUGUCCGCGAAAACACUUCUCGUUUAAAUUGCGAUGGAGCUAAAAGGUCUUAUGCCCCUGUACUAGUUUAGCAGUGUUGCUGCUAGUUUAGGUUACGAGCCAGGCAGAACGGGACGCCUUCACUGUUGUGAUUGCUAAGGCCACGAUGGACCAUUUGAUCCCAUCCUUCCAGAAUCCCCAAUCUUUGCUUUCCCGGCAACAAGAACCUUCCCUGUCAGUCUGUGGCAUGUGUGCCAUUUGUCUGUCAUGUGGAGUGUCAUGGUCACAGCUGGUUACCCAACGAUACUAACCAAAUCCACUCCCUGGCAAUCCCCUUUGAAUCUCUGAGUGAUUGUCGCGGUUAACCUAUACAGACGUUAAUGGGAUAACAUCUGACAAGCCUCAGUACUCUACCUAUAUUAGAUCUGAUCUGUUUGAUUUGUGAGUGUCUUGUUUUUUUUUAUUAAGUGCAAUUAAAAGGGGGUUGACGGUCUGUUUUACGAUCAGGCUUUUUGUGUUUCAGAUCAUUUUAUUUUGAACAUGUCUUGUUUGCAUUUAGCUUAGCAGCAGGACAUUAGCUAGGGAUGGGUUCAAACCCCACCCCCAGCCCACCCCACCCGCACUACGCCCCACAUUCGCCUUGUGUUUGUGUCACUUUUUUUCCUGCCAAACGGCAGGCACUUGGGCUUGAGCUACAAUCUGACAGCGCUACGUUGUCCUUUCUGACAACUCCCUUAUUACUGCAAUGAUUUUUACAAUGUGUCCAAGGUUUCAUACGCGUUUCGCCCACAAAUACACAGUCAAUUCACUCCAGAGUAUCCUGUGAAGUGCUUUGAGAUGUCUAGAAGAUGUGAUAAGGCGCUGUAUCAAAUGCAAGGACUAUUAUUUUUUAUUAUAUGGUGUAAAUCCUUUCAGGCCAGUCAGUGUGUUACACUCCGAAUUGGCGGCAAGUGUGAAUGUAUUUACCAAGCCGGGUUCUCUGGAGAGCCUUAUUUGGGGGAAGCAAGGUGCUGAACCGGGCGGAGAGCGAUAGGUUAGAGGGUAGGGGGAAAGAUUUGAAACAAUUAUAAACUGAUUCAAUUAUCGCAGCCCCAAAAUACAGGGCACUUGAUUCAGAUUUACUCCCGUGUGUAAUUUGGUUUCCUUGAAUAAACUAGACUUUUGUUGUGGGCAGGUGAUCGAUCCCCUGUCGGGACCCUUGCUGGGUUCUGCCUCCCAUUUGUGCAGUGGCCUGGGUUCAGCUGAGAACAGGGAGUCUCAGGGUACACUCCCAGCUGCUCUGGCAUUUCCAGACUGAAUAUUGAAGUAGUUUUAGCUUCAGACACUGGAGAAUGAAGUGUGAUAUUUCUCCAAACAAUAGUAACGCGGUGUGCCAAUGAGCUGAUGGUAAAGCCCAGUGUGUCUGUCUGCUGUGAAUAAAUGUGUGUCGUCCCAGCUGUCAUUGUGCCUGGCACAGGCGCUGUUGUAACCAGGGCUCUGUUUAUAAAGCUGGCGGAGGAACGGACGGGUCAGAGAUGAACUUACUGGAUCGGAUUAUACCGUUAGUGGGUGUUUCAUCACUGAGACUCAGCUCAGCCCUGAUGGGGCGAAUGCACUCCGCGAUGGCCGUCAGAGAUUGUGUAUCCCAGGUGUUUGUGCAUAAUUCCCCCAAAAUGUUUUGGGGAUGUAGGGGGGAAUCAUUGCCGGAAUCCCACUGUCCUACUAUUGACACUGGCAAAUCCUGUCCAGUAAAUGAUGUCCCUUCUUUAGCAGAGUCGCAGCUCCAGAUACAUGGACUGAGCUUGUAAUUAACUGGUUUCUGCUUUGUGUCCGGCCAGUGCAGUAUUCCUGACAGCGUCCAGAUCUCGAGGCAUUUGGACACUUGGAUUCCUUGCCCCAAGUGCUCAGUAACUAACAAUUUUGUUAUUCUGAUACGAACCCUUAACCUGUUACCACCACUGCACAGCGUUUGGCAGCUAAUGUGUGGUGCUAAAGGGCCUCAUUGUGCUCACUAAAGCGGUAACUCCGUGUACACAUCUCUCAGCUGUUCCCACAACUGCAAACUCACAGCUGGAAGGCAGAGAAUGUGUGCACCGCACUCCCUCAGAGACCAACCUGUUGUUGGUCCAGAUCCCAUUCAUUAAGGAUUCCUCUCCAUUCUCAAACUCCCCUGUGUUCACCGUUCAUUAUCCUGGAAUAAUCCACUGCGGUGUCACAGUUUAUCAGCCUGGGUCCUUGCCUUUCAUUAACUCUUCACAUUAAAUUAAAUCCUUUGUAGAUUUUAUUUUCCUUUUCAAAACAGUUUUGAGAACCACAGGAAGUGUAUGAUGUGAUAAAUGUAUUUUGCAGUCAUUUGAGGCACUUGUAAUAUAUUUGUGUACAUGUACCGACCGGUUUGUAACUCAGAAUUGCAUAUUAUAGUUUUGGGAAAAAAAAACUAAACCUCUGUGCUUUUGUAUGUAAUUUUUAUUCCACGUUGCAUUAUUAUUGCGUGAGGUGUGUAAAAAAAAUAAAAAUGAUAAUUUGAUAUUUGUUUCUGGAACCAUUAUGGCCUUAUUUGUUGGAACUUUAGUGUUGAAAUACAUCUGUGAUAUAUAGUUGUCCACUGUUCUGUUUGGGAAAAGUAAAUAUUGUAUUUUGUAUAAACAAAUGCUUAGUUUUGUGGUAAUUUUAGUGCUGUUAGCAGCUGUGGCUGAGCUAUAGACAUUACGCCAGGAGGAGCAGCUAGUGAGACUGCUGUGUUUAAAUGUUGUCAUGAAGCUUGGAGUGAACUGUGAGCGUUUUUAAGUCUUUAGUCAUAUGGUGCAAAAGCAGUUUUCUACUUUUUGUAGUUUUUCUUUUAAACAAAUAAAAAGAGCACAUUAUAACACGUC
This is a messenger RNA of Callorhinchus milii (elephant shark), 8333 nucleotides long. It is a transcript of the gene rfx1a, whose product is annotated as regulatory factor X, 1a (influences HLA class II expression). Gene Ontology annotation, cellular component: nucleus. Gene Ontology annotation, molecular function: RNA polymerase II cis-regulatory region sequence-specific DNA binding; DNA-binding transcription factor activity, RNA polymerase II-specific. Lineage: Eukaryota; Metazoa; Chordata; Chondrichthyes; Chimaeriformes; Callorhinchidae. The coding region runs from base 68 to 2596 and encodes 842 amino acids. The transcript has 18 exons. Gene Ontology annotation, biological process: regulation of transcription by RNA polymerase II. The record is from RefSeq and is a predicted model, not a curated record.